CUGAAGUCUGCUGCAGGCAGCACUCUGGAGCUCCCUCUACCCAAACAGGGAAAGAGGCAAAAAUAAUUGAAGGGUAUCUGGCUGGGUUAUGUGGGCAGAAGUAUCCUUGUGAAAACAACUUUGAAGAUCUGCUUAGUGUGUGGCUGUGUGGGGGUGUGUGGCUCAAACUUCCCUCUAGGGACGACAACGCUACGGAAUUAAUCUCAUUGAGAGUGAUCAUCCAGACAAAACGUCUGUGUUAGUUACGCAGGUGACAUGGUGGUAGCUUCAGGUUGAACAGGCAUUUUGGGGACCCUCAACUGCAUUCUGGAUACCCUCACUAAGCAAGUGGUGGAAAUCAAAGAUGAGUGAUUUUGAAGAAUGGAUUUCUGGGACAUAUAGAAAAAUAGAAGAAGGUCCUCUCCCUCUGUUGACUUUUGCUACAGCUCCCUACAACGACCAGAAACCAGGAACGAGUGGAUUACGAAAGAAAACCUAUUAUUUUGAGACAAAGCCAUGCUAUCUGGAGAAUUUCAUCCAGAGUAUAUUCUUUUCCAUAGACCUAAAAGAUCGCCAGGGAUCAUCACUGGUGGUCGGUGGAGAUGGGCGGUAUUUUAAUAAAUCAGCGAUAGAGACAAUAGUGCAGAUGGCUGCUGCCAAUGGGAUUGGUCGCUUGGUUAUUGGACAGAAUGGAAUCCUGUCCACCCCUGCUGUCUCCUGCAUCAUUAGAAAAAUCAAAGCCAUUGGUGGGAUCAUUCUGACAGCCAGCCACAACCCAGGAGGGCCUAAUGGAGAUUUUGGAAUCAAAUUCAAUAUUUCUAAUGGAGGCCCUGCUCCAGAAGCAAUAACUGAUAAAAUUUUCCAAAUCAGCAAGACUAUUGAGGAAUAUGCAAUUUGCCCUGACCUGAAGGUAGACCUCGGUGUCCUGGGGAAGCAGCAGUUUGACCUGGAAAACAAGUUCAAGCCCUUCACAGUGGAAAUCGUGGAUUCGGUGGAAGCAUAUGCCACGAUGCUGAGAAACAUCUUUGAUUUCAAUGCACUGAAAGAGCUCCUUUCUUCUCCAAACCGACUAAAGGUCCGGAUAGAUGCCAUGCAUGGAGUUGUGGGCCCCUAUGUGAAGAAGAUCCUCUGUGAAGAACUUGGUGCUCCUGCAAACUCAGCAGUUAACUGUGUUCCCCUGGAGGACUUUGGGGGCCACCAUCCUGACCCCAACCUCACCUACGCGGCUGACCUGGUAGAGACCAUGAAGUCAGGAGAGCAUGAUUUUGGGGCCGCCUUUGAUGGAGAUGGGGAUCGGAACAUGAUUCUGGGCAAGCACGGGUUCUUUGUGAACCCUUCGGACUCCGUGGCGGUCAUCGCGGCCAACAUCUUCAGCAUUCCGUACUUCCAGCAGACCGGGGUCCGUGGCUUCGCACGCAGCAUGCCCACCAGUGGCGCCUUGGACCGGGUGGCUAAUGCUACAAAGAUCGCUUUGUAUGAGACCCCAACUGGCUGGAAGUUUUUUGGGAAUUUGAUGGAUGCAAGCAAACUGUCCCUUUGUGGGGAGGAGAGCUUCGGGACUGGUAAGUUGCAUUCCUGUGCUAGUAUUUCCUUCCCCACAACUGCCACCUCCAGUGAAAACUUAGACUGCUAAGAGAGCCCUGAAAUAGCAGCAGUAGCUGGUGUGUCCUAAAUCUAAGACAAUUUAUUUAUAACAACCUCAGUGAAGUAUACACAUCUGAAAAGCAGCAAGCACAUUUAGCCAGGAGGGCUAAUUUUACUUUCAGAGGAUCACAUCGACUAAGACAGGAAGUUUGGGGGCCUCGUUGGCAGUGUAGUCAUCAAGUCUGUAGGGAUUAAACAGAGUGAUAAACAUAUUUUUCUUACCUCGGUGGCCAAGGAAACCUUAAUAAAUGUUUUCAUUUCUAAAAAGAAAUAUGGUGGAGCAAGUCAGUUUUUUGUUUUUACUUAAGAAGAGGUUUUAGUACAGCAUUAAAUCUUUCUCUUUCAUAGGCCCAAGUUUUCUAUAACAACAACUUAUGAUUUAUCAAGGCUAAAUGAAGGGAGAGCAUUAAGGUGGAACUAAGUUGGUAGGUGAUCAAGAAAUUAAAAAUACAUCCUUGUGUACAAGGGUGUAUGCAUACAUUGUAGUAUGUCGAAAGGGUAAAAUGGGGUAUACUCUGCAGUGAUCCAAGACUCUUAGAUUCCACUUUCUGUGCUCUCCCUCCUCUCCUCUGCCCAUUUGAAAUCCCACCUCCUCUAUGACCUUCCCCAUUACCCCAUCCUACCUACCUCAGUUUCUCUUGCAAACAUCUACUCAGUCACGUGGCUAUGGUCUAAGGUCACAUCUCUUUUCAUUCUUUAUCCAACAUUUUGAAGUAAACAACUGGUCUUCUUGGUCCUUUAUUACUCUAUAGUCACUCUUUAGCAAGGAAAAGAAGAUCAAACACAAGCAAUCUCUCAACCUUGCAGUUAUACUUCAAUUCAUGCUGUGUUGAAUGAAUCAGAACACUCAUUUCCUUUCCUUUCAUACAAAUCCAGAUUUAGGGUGGUAGAUUUGAGGUUGUCUAUGUUUUCAAAGUUCUAAGCUGUUUAAUAUCUUUGAGAGAGUGUUAGUACUCUUUGUCAAUGAAUAGACUUGAUAGAAUUGGAAGGUAUUAAAAAAGACAGAUGAGUUCAACUGGAGGUUGAACAAUGUCUACAAAGAAUACUAGAUGAUUUCCCAAAGAUCUAGGUUUUUAAUCAGAGAAUACAAGACCAUUGAUUAGUCUUGUCCUACUUCACAAAUUGUGGGUGAUGCCACAUUAUUCUGUGAGAUGCUUUACAAAUGAAAUGCUCCAUGGCAUCAAACAAUCUUUUCUAUGAAUGAAGAUAACUUUGGAGGCAAGCACUCUGUCUAAACCUUUGGUUUACUGCCCCCAUGUACCUGUAUCAGUGCUGAACCCAGUGAGAAGAGACAAGUGUAGAAACAGUUUUCCCAUGUGAGGGUGUGUAGGAGAAUACUAGUUUCAUGAGAACUAGAUUGGGAAACCAACCUCUCUAACAUGGAUAUUCACUGGUAUUAGCAUUUGAAGCUUCUAGAACAUUCUACUGUAAGGAACACAGUUAGUACAGUUUUUCCCCAAAAUUUUUACAAUUCAUAAUAUCCUUUUAUCCUUUUUUUUGGUAGUACACCCUGUAACAUUCCCAUAGACUCAUGUGGGAAGCAUUGGAGGAUCAGAGCCCCAGAGCCAAGCAGGAGUCCCUGGUGCAGUCCCUGGAAAGAGCCUGAAGACAAUACAGUAUGGCUGCUUCUGUCAUGUACAGCAGGCCUUCAAGUACUAGAAGGAGCUUUCAGGUCUAGUCUCCUCCAGGCUACCCGUCCUUGAUUCCUCUAGUCAUUCUUCAUUUCACACUAGAACUAGAUACUUCUGAGUUCAUCAGUGCUCCUCUUGGAAGUUUAUGCCCAUGCCCAGAACUGAGCCCAUAUCCUCUAGGGUUGGCCUGGCAGGUGAAGAGUAGGGUGGGAUGAUUUCUAGUGAACCCAGGGCCUUGUGUGUGCUGGGCAAGUGUUCUACCACUGAGCUACAUUCCCAGUCCCAUGUACUUUUCUUGAUGUAACUUUCAGUUAUUUUAGCAUUUAGAAAGUUUUAUAAUACUGUUGUGUCUGCAUCAGGUCGUGGGUAAUUUUAACCCAGGAGCAUCUGUCAAGAAAAGUCCCUUGUUAUACUGUGGGAUUGAUUUCUUUGACUGAAAGUGUCAGACUUUACACUUUGCUUGUUAAAGUUUGUUCUUAUUAACUCAUUCAACAAAUACCUCGUGCUAGCUAUGGUUAUCUCUUGCCUUCAGUGCCUUUUAUAUCCAAAGAGAAUGUACCGUGAGACUAAUCCGCAAACGCUCUCUCUUUAAAAAAAAAUAGCUGGGUGCUGGUGACUCAUGACUGUAAUCCUAGCUACUCAGGAGGCAGAGAUCAGGAGGAUCAUGG
Castor canadensis (American beaver) is the source of this 3922-nucleotide messenger RNA. It is a transcript of the gene Pgm1, whose product is annotated as phosphoglucomutase 1. Lineage: Eukaryota; Metazoa; Chordata; Mammalia; Rodentia; Castoridae. The record is from RefSeq and is a predicted model, not a curated record. Gene Ontology annotation, biological process: carbohydrate metabolic process. Gene Ontology annotation, cellular component: cytosol. Gene Ontology annotation, molecular function: magnesium ion binding; phosphoglucomutase activity.